Messenger RNA from Caenorhabditis remanei, 603 nucleotides. RefSeq lists its product as uncharacterized. The transcript is spliced from 4 exons. Lineage: Eukaryota; Metazoa; Nematoda; Chromadorea; Rhabditida; Rhabditidae. The record is from RefSeq and is a predicted model, not a curated record. Bases 1 to 603 code for a protein of 200 amino acids.
AUGACAACUAGCACCGACCUCUAUUAUGAAACAGUGUGGAAAUCAAAAUGUUCGUCGAAUGAGAAGAGUUUUCUGGCUUCCUGGCAAGGAUUAUCCCUAUUUUCACAUUCAAUGCUUGUCGUGUUUUUACCUUUUUAUGCGUUCACGACAUAUUGUAUUUUGAAGAAAACGCCGAGGACUAUGGACUCGGUGAAGUUUGUUUUGUUGAAUGCACAUUGUUGGUCCUGCUACUGUGACAUUCUAAUCUGUUCCCUUAUCACUCCAUACUUUUUCUUCCCAACAAUUUCCGGAUUCCCCGUUGGUCUUCUUCGUGUGAUCGGAGUUCCCACAUCAGUUCAAGUGUUUAUUGGAUUUGUCUCAUGCUUGUUUAUGGGUACCUCACUAGUGGCUUUAUUUGAGAAUCGGAGCAGUUGCAUUCCAACCGGAAGAUUUCUGAGCUGUGCAUUUGGAGAUGCUCCACAAUGCUCGCACACCUUCAUCUGUCUGAUAGAUUCCUGUCGGACUCUUCUGAAUUCCUUCUUCAUUUGGGAAUUGGCGGGAUCCAUGUACGGUGGUGGCAUCACAAUAGCGGUGGAUGGGCUCUCAGACAUGAUGAUUUUCUGA